This is a messenger RNA of Rhizopus microsporus ATCC 52813, 2136 nucleotides long. RefSeq lists its product as uncharacterized. Gene Ontology annotation, biological process: RNA processing. NCBI's taxonomy places the organism in Eukaryota, Fungi, Mucoromycota, Mucoromycetes, Mucorales, Rhizopodaceae. The record is from RefSeq and is a predicted model, not a curated record. The transcript has 10 exons. Gene Ontology annotation, molecular function: protein binding. The coding region runs from base 1 to 2136 and encodes 711 amino acids.
AUGUCAACACCAAUGGAGACGUCCGAAGAACUACUACAGCCCAUUGAAAAUAAUGAAGCUACAGAAGCUGCUCAAAAUGAUGCAGAUAUCUUGCUUGAUGAUUUAAACGACACACAAGAUCCUAUGGAAGAAACAAAACAAAUGGAAGAAUCUCAAAAGACACUUGAGGCAUUGGAUCAAAUACCAGACAUAAUUGAAAAAUUAGGACAAGACAAUACACAAUAUGAAUUACACAUCCAGCUGAUUGAUUUGUUAAAGCAGGCAGAUCUACCAGAGCAAUUGGAAGAUGCUAGAUGGACUAUGCAUGAUGUAUAUCCAUUAUCAGAAAGUUUGUGGCUCGAUUGGAUUAAUGAUACAAAGAAAGAAGCUACGACCGAAGAAGGGGAACAGAAGUUACGACGUCUUUACGAAGAAGCCGAAAGAGAUUAUUUCUCCAUCGAUAUUUGGAAGUCGUAUACCGAAUUUAUCAUGGAAAAGUUUUACAAGUCAUUUGAAACUAUGGAUAAGGAAGACGAAGAGUUGAUUGAAACGACACGAGAGGAUUUGUUAAAGGCCGUCAGUGCAACAACCUUUCAUGUUAAGCGCAGUCAGGAAAUAUGGAGAUUGUAUGCCCAGUUUGAAACUGAUGUGAUGAAUAAGUUCAAAAAACCUGAACAAAUAGCAAGAGUAAAGAAAAUAUAUUUAGAUAGAUUGGAUGUCUUACACAUUGAUUGCGAAGAAACAUUUAAUGCUUACUCAACUUACAUCACAGCCUGGGAUAAUGCAAACUAUGAGUCAAAUAUGGUGGAGGCCAACAAAAUCUAUGCAGCAACCAAGGUGGCAGCAGAUGAACGAGAUGUCUUUGAACAGAAAUUAGUCACAGAUGGAUACGCACUCGACACGUUUUAUGAAUAUAUCGAAAAUGAAAAGGCUGCAAAGAACAAGUUUUCGUUGAAUAAUAUUCGCUGUUUGUAUGAAAGAGCCAUCCUGAUUUAUUGCACGGACCCUGGCUUAUGGAAUGACUAUAUCAUGUUUUUAAUCGAAAAAGCCAGAGUACAGUCCUUCCUUGAACAUAUCUGUAGGCGAUCUGUUCGAAACUGUCCAUGGUCUGGUGCACUUUGGGCACACUUGGCUAGGCUUAUAGAAACAAGAGGGGGCGAACCAAAGGAGAUAAACGAAAUAUUUGACAAGGCUUUAUCUUUUCAACCGCUCUUGGCUAGUGUAGAGGAUUUAGUUGCCGUUCUCUUGGCUAAAUGUGAUUAUUACAGACGACGAAUUGACUGGGAUGACCUUGACGACAAUGCUGUUAUGGAUUUGCGUGUUGCUUUUGAAGAAAGCUUGGCCUAUGUCGACGAGGCUUUCCCUAAAUCGGGAGAUCCAUAUUAUCGUAUAGAAAAAUUUUAUGCACGCAUUUCAGCUAGACUCGGUGAUGCUGAUAAAGCAAGAGAGCUAUGGGAAAGUGUCGUAGUUAGGCGUGGCCGUGAUACAGAAGCAUGGAUUCAGUAUAUAAACUUUGAGCGCAACCUGGGCAACUACCACAAGUGUGAAUCUUUAUUCAAAAAGGCUAUCGUUAAACGAAUAGACAACCCUACGAGGCUCAUUGAUGUAUGGAAUGAAAUGGAACAUGAGUUUGGAACACUGACGACCCAUGAAGAUGCUCUCGUCCGUAUCCAUCAAAAGACAAAAGCGUUGGCAAGCGAGUGGCAAGCACAGUACGCCGGGCAAGAACAGAGAAGACAAACAAAAGAGAUGAAAGAACAAGAGCACAAGAGAAAAAAGGGCCUGCACCGUACACACCAAAAGCAAAAGCAAAAAGAAAAGCAAGCUUCCUUUAAAAAAGUUGAAGGACAGAAGGAGUUGCUUGGUAUUGAAGAGGACAAUGAUCAAGUACAGACAGAAGCCAGCAGUAGCCUCAAAAGAAAAGCAUCCACAGAAGAUAUAGACCAGGAAACGGUAAAGAGAACAAAAAUACAACCACAAGGCAGUAGUCGCGGUAGAGCGCCACGACCAGCACGCAGAGGAAAAUCAAUCGCUUUAGGACCAUCAAGAAUGUCACGAGAUCACAAACCAGCUCAAGAAACCGAACCUCCAGCUACUGUAACUGCGGAACCCAAGAGCAAUGAUGACUUUAGGGCAAUGCUACUUGGCAAAAAAUAA